AUGGCACUUCACCGCAAACUACGCGGCAUCGUGGGCGGGUCCCCGCAAUACGUGCGCAUUCCUGCAUCACGGACUAACAUCACGGCGGUGAGCUAUUCGUUGCAAGAGACGCAUGUACAUGCCCAGCGGGUAUACGCUAAGCGCUGUGACCGGAAUGACCGGUCCCGAAAAAUCAGCUCACUGCAGCUGCGCACGUGCUUUGUAUUGUGUGUGCUGCUAUACUUUGGUGCUAUUUACUUUGCAGACGACAUUGCUAGCAUUGGUCGUGUGGUGGGCUCAGAGCAGAACAGUCAAAGCUUUUUUGUGCAUUCACUGAGGCCACGUAGCAGGGGGAACAUACGAGUGGGUCGAGCAAUUGAAGCGAAGAAAGUGGAGGAGACGAAUGCUGUGGAUCGAGCGGAAGAAGGAGAAGAUGAACAGCAACACCACGACAUAGAGCAUUUAGAGUUAGACGUCCGACCUAAGGAUUUAUCAAAGGUUGAAAAGCACCUACAUGAGGCUAAAGUUGCGAAUGUAGAAGCCGAGAAGACGCAGGCAACAGAACCACUUGAACAGUCAGAAUUAAAGAGAGGGGAUCACCAGAUUAAGGAAGAUGCACGGGAAAAUGCACCAGCAAAUGCUGCGAAAUCGGACGGCCAGGAUUUAGGCAUUCUUGCCCAAAUGGAAGGUACUGUGAUUGUUAGUUCGGAUGAGAUACCUAUUGCCAGGAAGCCGAAAUUGAAAUCGACAAGUCCUGUUGAAUUAAGCGACGUGUACGAUGAUUCUCAGAAUGCGCUGCGGCAUCGAAACAAGAAUGGAUCAUGGACAGCGCCACAAGCACUGGAAUCUACUCACUUAGAUGAAGGAGACCCUGCUGAAAAGUUCUUAACUGUUUAA
Peronospora farinosa is the source of this 876-nucleotide messenger RNA. The record is from the annotation of a GenBank genome assembly. Lineage: Eukaryota; Oomycota; Peronosporomycetes; Peronosporales; Peronosporaceae.